This is a messenger RNA of Phlebotomus argentipes, 1627 nucleotides long. RefSeq lists its product as uncharacterized. The coding region runs from base 319 to 861 and encodes 180 amino acids. Gene Ontology annotation, molecular function: calmodulin binding. The transcript has 4 exons. Lineage: Eukaryota; Metazoa; Arthropoda; Insecta; Diptera; Psychodidae. The record is from RefSeq and is a predicted model, not a curated record.
AAAAGUCCGCCAACUUCUCGCGCGCCGUGAAUCUCUGCCGAGGACUGGAUAUGACGCCGGAGUGCAAAGUGCGUGGGAAAAGACUGUGAAGCGGUCCAGGCGACCACUUAGGAAAAUGAAAAUUUUAUGACGCACCUGCAAAGGUACCCACAUGACAUAUUAACGAAGCGCCGAAGGACUUUUGGUGAGUGCAGAGCAGUUCGAAUGAACGUGUCGCGUUUGUCAGUGCGUAAAAGUCGGAGUUGAGCGUCAGAGUCUUGUGAAUUUUUCACCAUCCGCAACAGUUGUUUGAGCCCUUCUUGCGCACGGGUGGCGAAGAUGGGCUGCAGCUCGAGCCAAGAGGCAAAGUUGGUGCCCACAGAGAACGGCGAUGCCACGAAAGUGGAGCAAGAUAAUGCCAAAAGUGGGGGAAAAGUGCUAAAGUCGGAAGAUUCUGACACAAUUGAGGAGUUUGGCGAUGAUGCCGAGGAAGCGGCCACAAGGAUUCAAGCAGCUUUUCGUGGACACAAAGUGAGAGCCACCAUGAAACAGGGAGACGCCACUGCCGUCAAUGGUGCACGGGAAGAGUCCAAAACCGAGCCAGAGCCCACCAAGCAGGAGCUCGAGGCGGAAUUCGAUCCCAAUGACAAAGAGCUUUGCGAGGCUGCAACGCGGAUUCAGGCCACUUUCCGCGGCCACUUGGCGCGCAAACUGGCCACCGGUGCUGAAGUGAAGGACGACGAUGAUCUUUCGGAGAUCACGAAGAAGGUUGCCGAAGAGUUGGAUAUCGACUUGAGUGAUCCGGAACUGAACAAAGCGGCCACGAAAAUCCAGGCAUCUUUCCGGGGCCACAAAGCUCGCAAAGGCGAUGGAAAGGAUUAAAUUAGCAACUCUCUUACUCUCUCAACCCACAACAAUUAUACGUACUUCUUGAGAGAAGGAAUAACUAUAAAUACAAGUGAAAAAAAUACCUUUAACAAAAUAUUUAGCAGAAAAAUUUAAAAAGUGAAGAAGACAGUGAUGAAGAGUAUAUAAAAAGAAAAUGUUCUAUAGAAUUGACGCUCAUUUCACCCAUAUAUAUAUGAUGAGAUCUUGUUUCUGGAACGAGAGACCGUAGAUUUUCAGAGUUCUCCUUCUCUUCGGCGGAAACCAUGUCAAUUUAUGCCUUUUUGUAUCACCAUUCUGGCAUUUUUGGGUGAAUGGCGGAGAGAAAUCGAUCGGCAAAGUAGUGUUUUCAGUUUGGUCAUUGAGUCAUUUUCCCCCAGACAGGCAAAAAAAAAGAGAAAACAAUGUGAAUAAAAACCAGUACAUUCGUUCAUCCCUCAAUGAAAAGCUCUGUGACUUUUUAUCACAAUGAAAUUUCUUACCUCUUUUUACCAAAAGAACAUGUUAAAGGAAAAAAAACAAGAGUGAAAACCUGGGAUUUUUCUAUAGGAAGCCUAAUUGAAGUAAAUCUUCUCACAUCAUGUGUAUUUUCUUUUUCCUCCCCCCCCAAAUAGAAUGUAAAAUUGAGUGCUUUAUUGAGAAUUAUUUAGGCUAAUUAGAAUAAUUUUACACGCAAUAGAAAUCCUUUGUUUCUCGCUUUAUGAAAAUGUAUUAGCAAUUUCUCCCCUUAAAUGAUUGAAAAUAAAUUCUUGCCAUAGGACAA